CUCGAGGCCCGGCUACGGCGGUUCGCACGGCUACAGCAGGCGGACAUGGCCGGCCGGCUACGGCAGAUGACGGGGGACGACGCAGCGACGUUCCGCGGGAACCAGGCGAAGGUAGUCGGGGCUAUCGUCAACGGGCAUAGCCCGAUCAUCCAGGUAAUGGGCACGGGCAGCGGUAAGAGUUUAUCGUUUAUGCUACCAGCGUUCUGCUCACUGGACGGCGUAACGGUAGUUAUUAUACUACUUACCGUGCUUCGGACCGACUUAGAGGCGCGGUGUACUAAAUUGGGGAUCGCGUCCUAUAUAUGGCUUAGCCAUAAGAACAACCAGGCCGCAUCCAUUAUCUUCGUUAUGCCCGAGUCCGCCGUUAGUAAAGGCUUCCAGGACUUCAUAGCACGGCUUACGUCAUGAUAAGCGCUCGACCGCGUCGUGGUUAAUGAGUGCCACGUUGUACUAGAGGGGACCCGGUUAUUCCGGCCGAAGCUGUGCGAGGUUAGCGCGGCGAUACGAGAGUUUAGGGUAUAGAUUAUAUACUUAAUAGCUACGUUAGCGCCGGGCGACGAGAAGGCAUUCUUCGGGCUUAUAGGGAUAGAUCGUAACCGGACGUAACUAUUCCGGGCCCCGAUAAAUAGGAGGAAUAUU
Molecule: messenger RNA, 639 nt
Organism: Colletotrichum phormii
Lineage: Eukaryota; Fungi; Ascomycota; Sordariomycetes; Glomerellales; Glomerellaceae
Exons: 1
Coding region: 46-408 (120 amino acids)
Biological process (GO): double-strand break repair via homologous recombination
Cellular component (GO): nucleus; chromosome; cytoplasm
Molecular function (GO): 3'-5' DNA helicase activity; four-way junction helicase activity; ATP binding
Source: RefSeq, a predicted model, not a curated record